Messenger RNA from Chenopodium quinoa (quinoa), 2186 nucleotides. Its product is annotated as peroxidase P7-like. Gene Ontology annotation, molecular function: heme binding; peroxidase activity. The coding region runs from base 55 to 1017 and encodes 320 amino acids. The transcript is spliced from 3 exons. Lineage: Eukaryota; Viridiplantae; Streptophyta; Magnoliopsida; Caryophyllales; Amaranthaceae. The record is from RefSeq and is a predicted model, not a curated record. Gene Ontology annotation, biological process: response to oxidative stress; hydrogen peroxide catabolic process.
ACAAUAAUUGAUUGCACAAAAUCUAGUUUACACACAAAUUCGAGCACCUGUUUCAUGGCUUCUACAAUCCGUUUUUCGAUUUUACUCUCUCUCGUUUUGCUUAUUGCAAGCUCUACAAAUGCACAACUUACACCGUUUUUCUAUGCUAGGACAUGCCCUACUCUUCAACUUAUUGUAACUAAUACUAUGAGGCAGGCGUUAGUAAAGGAGCCGCGAAUGGGAGCUUCUAUCCUUCGAUUGUUCUUCCAUGAUUGUUUUGUUAAUGGAUGUGAUGCUUCAGUCCUCCUCGAUGACACACCCACCUUCACUGGAGAAAAGAAUGCGUUACCUAAUCGAAAUUCAGCUAGAGGCUUUGAUGUAAUCGACACAAUCAAGUCUAAUGUAGAAGCAGCUUGUAAUGGAACGGUUUCGUGUGCCGACAUACUCGCACUUGCAGCGCGAGCUUCAGUUUUCUUGUUAGGAGGCCCCACAUGGACAGUACCAUUGGGAAGAAAGGAUGCAAAAACAGCAAGCCAAAGUGCAGCCAACACUAAUCUCCCACCACCCUUUGCCAACCUAAGUACCUUGAUCUCUUCCUUCGCCGCCCAAGGCCUAAACGCUCGUGACAUGACCGCCCUCUCAGGAGCACACACUAUCGGUCAGGCACGAUGCACCACCUUUCGAGACCACAUCUACAACGAUACCAACAUCGACCCCAACUUUGCCACCCUCCGCAAGUCAACAUGUCCCGGUCCUGCCUCCGGUGCAGGGGAUGACAACCUCGCUCCAAUUGACAUCCUCUCGCCUAAUCGUUUCGAUAAUGGUUACUUUCAAGACCUUGUUAAUAGACGUGGGCUUUUCCACUCGGAUCAAGAGUUGUUCAAUGGUGGAUCACAAGAUAGGUUGGUUAGGCUUUAUAGCUUGAACUUUGCUGCUUUUGCUAUUGAUUUUGCUAAUGCAAUGGUGAAAAUGGGGAAUAUUAGUCCAAUUACUGGAUCAAGUGGAGAGAUUAGGAACAAUUGUCGGAUUAUUAAUUGAUUAACGUAGUUACAAUUCAAUAUUUAUUUGUUAAUACUAUGAUUUGUAUAUUGAGUUAUACUGUUAUAGGAAGGAUUGGGUUUGUUAGAAAAUAACUUGGCCCUUUUCUUUAGGGGAUAAAACUGUUACUAAUGGAAAUUCAUAUUGUUGAAUUGUAAUUUACUUGUAUUUUCUCUAUUUACAACAUUUAUCAUUUAUAAAAAUAUCUUACAAUUUAUCAUUUAUAAAAAUAUCUUAUAAUUUCUUGUUAAUCUUUAAUUUCUCUCUUAUAAUUAAGGAAAAAUUGCUCCCAUUAAUCUAAAUUUUGCCUCGUCCGCCGAAAUUAAUCCCUACUUGAUUAUUCCCAUCACUCCCAACUUUAGGGGGUAUUAAUUUGUAUUGCACCCAAAUGACUUGAAACCGGUUGAAGAGGUAAAUUUUGCUGACUUGUGAUUAGUUGCACACGUGUUGCAACCGGAUUCGUUCAAAAGUAAAAAAUAAAUAAAUAAAAAAAAAUCAAAAAAUUAAAAUUAAAAAAAAAAAAAAAAAAAAAAAACCACUUAGCCCCGCAGCCACCCACUGCCAACCAUCCCCUUUCCCCCGGAACAUUGGCCACCAAAGCAGCAGCCGGAAAUCGGAGGGAAAGGGGGCGAAAAUCAGCAGAGAUGCGAGGAAAGUGGUCAGAACUCGUUGGGAAUGGGACGAGAGGGCGAAAAUUGAGGAGGAAGGGGGCGAAAACGAAGGGGAAGAGGCCGGAAACGGAGAAGAAGGGAGUGGAAGUAGAAGGGCAUCAUUUUCCGGCAGUGAGGGAGGGGUUUUCGGGGGUGGGGGAAGGGAAGGGGUGAGUUUCGAGGGAAGGAGGAGGGCUGGGCGGCGAUUUCUGAGAGCGGGGUUUUCGGGGGUGGGAGAAGGGAAGGGGGGGGGGGGCUGAGCAGCGGUUUUCGGCAGCAGGGGAAGGGUUUACGGGGAUGGGGCUGAUUUUCCGGCGGGGUGGGUGUGUGGUGGCAGCUACUGGGCAUGGGUGGUUUGUGGUUUUUUUUUUUUUAAAAAGAAAAAAAAAAGUAAGCCAAUCAUACGCUGACACAUGUCUAGGUAACCUGCUACAUCAGGUUGGAUGACCGGUUAGGUGCAAUAGAAAUUAAUACCCCUUAAAGUUGGGAGUGAUUGGGAAUAAUCCAAUGUUGGAUUAA